AAUGGGACUGCGUCAUGUACCGGGACAAUGUCAACAUAUGGAGCCAAUUAGCAAAUGACCUCCUUUGUCCUCCACUGGAUGUCCAAGAUUUCGGGACCCCUUCGCCUUCUAGAACUCUCCUUCCCCAUCUCUCAAGUCCCAAUCUAAGAAAAAUUCACCUGUUCUCUUUUUUUUUUUUUUUUUUGGCUAGAUACCUGUUCUUUUUCUGUCAUACAAAUCAGCACCCAUACCACAGCUGUUUGACCGUUUCACUUCGCUUUCAAAUCCAACGCCGCCUGCAAUUUCUUAAAACAGCAAAUCCGCCAGCUCUUCUGGAGCCCUCUGCCAUGUUCUUUGAAUCUGCCACCCCCUGUUCCAUGUCUCUCUGUCUCUCUCUCUUCUGACAUUCCUCCAAACCAAGCCUCAGGAAACGAAGAAAGAAAGAAAGAAACCUCUCCUCUCUGAUUUCCUUUCCUCAUCACCGACCAAUCUUAGAGGACUGACCUAUAACCCAUGAUUUGCCUCACAAAACCCACCCCAAAUCCCCAACCCUUCUCCACCCUCCCUGCCACCACCCAAAAACUCAAUUCCUCACCGCCACCCUUAUUCAUCUCCAGCUCCUCACAGAACGACCAAGCAGGAGGAGGGCCCUCCAUGCCAAGAAGGCUUACAUCCUAAAACCCCUUCGAAACCCCGCCCAGGGGCCUGCCCCCAAGCUUCCCUCGCUCCCAAGGAAGGCCGCAGGGGAUGGGUUUGGCCUCGCGGCAUCGGUAGCGGCCAUGCGGGGAGGCAGAUGUGGGCGCUGUGUGGGUUCGGCUACUGGGUGCAGGGGUUCAGGUGCUUCCCCUGGCUGGCCCUCAACUUCCACCUGGCCCAUGGACUUGGUUUCAGCCCUUCCACGCUUCAGUUGGUCCAGAACACCGGCAACCUCCCCAUGGUGGCCAAGCCCCUGCUUGGAGUCCUCUCUGAUGCUGUCUGCAUUGGGGGUGCUCACAGGCUCCCUUACAUCUCCAUUGGAGCCUUUUUACAGCUACUGUCUUGGGGGACACUUGCAGUAAUCCCAGUUACCGGUGAAAGAUUUCCCACAUUAAUGGCAUGCAUUUUAGUUAGCAACCUUGGAGCAUCCUUCGCAGAAGUUGUGAGUGAUGCUCUCGUUGCUGAGUUCAGCAGAACACAGAAAGCAGGUGAGCUCCAGUCCUAUGCAUUCAUGGCUUUAGCAGCAGGAGCACUCUUAGGCAACUUGUCUGGUGCGUUUGUCAUCCUAAAAUCUCAAGAGCCAAAGGUCAUGUUUUUCACUUUUGCUCUCCUACUGGCCAUCCACCUUUCCCUUUCCCUAAGCACAAAGGAGACAUCCCUUUGUUUCCUUCCAUACUCAAAUCAUCAUCUUGUUCAGAAUUCAUUAGCUGAAAAUUUCAUCAAACAGUUCUGUGACCUGACUACAGCAAUUAAUGAGGAAAGGAUCUUUUAUCCUCUUUUGUGGAUUGUAGCUUCUAUCGCAGUUGUUCCUGUUCUUUCAGGAUCUAUGUUUUGUUUCCAGACACAAUGUCUGAAGCUCGACCCUUCAGUUAUUGGUUUGUCAAAAGUUAUCGGGCAGCUGAUGGUUCUUUCUGCAACUAUGUUCUAUAACCGUUUCUUGAAAAGAAUCCCGAUGAGGAGACUGAUAUUUGGAGUGCAGAUACUUUAUGCUCUCUCCCUUUUGUCCGACUUAUUUCUAGUGAAACAAAUCAAUCUUAAGUUGGGGAUUUCAAAUGAAGUUUACGUGCUGUGUUUGUCGGCAUUGGCGGAGGCUAUUGCUCAGUUUAAGAUCCUUCCUUUCACUGCUCUCUUUUCGAGUUUAUGCCCAUAUGGGUGUGAAGGUUCACUCUUUGCCUUCUUUGCUUCAUCUCUGUGCUUAUCAUCUAUACUAAGUGGUAUGUUUGGUGUUGGACUGGUUUCAUUGAUUGGGGUGUCUUCUGGGGACUACUCAAGCUUGUCUUCAGGAAUCAUACUACAGUUUAUAGCUGCAUUGGUUCCUUUGGGGUGGAUAUCUUAUGUACCUGUCGCACGGAGGAGAUGAAGAAAGGUAAGAGAAGAUCAAGGGCAUGGUGAUAUGGUCGUUGCCUUGCACAAUUGUAAGAAGUAAAACAUAAGUUUUUGCGACCCAAAAAAUUAUUUUGAGGGGCUUUUUAGCUCCUCUUUUUCAUUGCUGCACUGAUAACUGGGACCCUUCAGCCUGAGUCCAUUGGGUUGCAUGUCCCAAGCAAUGUGUGGCAACGGUAUGAUCUUUUUGUCAUAUUGAAUGUAAAUUCUUUUUCCAUGGGCACAUAAAAAUGUAGGCAAUGAAGUGCGCACUUUUAUGAUGAAUAUCAGUAAAACGAUUUUGCCAUA
Phoenix dactylifera (date palm) is the source of this 2346-nucleotide messenger RNA. Its product is annotated as putative folate-biopterin transporter 8, chloroplastic. NCBI's taxonomy places the organism in Eukaryota, Viridiplantae, Streptophyta, Magnoliopsida, Arecales, Arecaceae. The record is from RefSeq and is a predicted model, not a curated record. Gene Ontology annotation, cellular component: membrane.